Messenger RNA from Acanthamoeba castellanii str. Neff, 1410 nucleotides. RefSeq lists its product as uncharacterized. Lineage: Eukaryota; Discosea; Longamoebia; Acanthamoebidae. The transcript is spliced from 12 exons. Gene Ontology annotation, biological process: response to pheromone; G protein-coupled receptor signaling pathway. The coding region runs from base 1 to 1410 and encodes 469 amino acids. The record is from RefSeq and is a predicted model, not a curated record.
AUGGGAGUGCAGAGGGCAGUUGUGGCGCUGGUGCUGGUGGUUUGCUUGGUCGGCUGGGCGCAGGGCCGUGUGGUUGAGGACAACUUCAACCAGCAGCAAACCCCCCUCGAAUUUAUGGCCAAGUUCUGCUAUUCCGAUGCCGGCAAGGGGCUGAUGCGAUUCACGCCGGGCAACAUCAAGAACGAGACCGACCUCAUGCUCCUCACAUUCGAUGACACCGUGUGGGAUGAGGUCUACGACAAGGGCCUCUCCUGCGAGAAGCCGAUCAUGGCCAACCACCUCCUCCUGACGCACUUCUCCGACAAGACACGCCCCAGGUACUGGUACUUUGCCGUCUCGCGGUGCGAGAAGGGUCCCAUCGACUUCAAGUACACGCUCGAGAUGCUCAACCACGGUGACUACUGGCAAGAGCAGUUCUCGUAUGAAGACCAGGGCCUUGCUGUAUUGUACCUGUGCUACUUCCUAUUCUACUUCAUCGUGGGCGCGCUUGUCGUCGCUCUCCUCUCGCUCAAGUGGCGCAAUGGCACCUUUGGCACUGUCACCCAGCUGUUCCAACUGUGGGUCGGUGUCAUCCUGCUCGAGAUGUGCAGCAAGUUCUUCAUGUUCAUCCACGAGGCCAUCUACGCAGAUGACGGCAUCGGUGCUACGGGUGUGCUCGGCUUCGGCGACGUGCUGGAGAUGUGCGGCCGAGUGCUGUUCGUGGGGCUCCUGAUGCUGAUGGCGAAGGGCUACACCCUGACAACCAACUACAUCCACAACAAGGUGCUCCUGAUCUGCAUCUUCUGCGUGUGGUCGCUCUCCUACGUGGCCUUCUACAUCUGGGAGAACAUUGAGGACGAGGACAUCUCCACCAACACCACCUUUGAGAGCGCGCCCGGCAUCAUCAACCUCGUCCUCCGCGGUUUGAUUUGGAUGUACUUCGUGUUCAGCGUCUACCAGGACAUUCAACGAACAGACAGCAUCAGCCCGGAAGACCAGGAGCGUGCUCGGCGGUCUGGCGAGGUGCUCCACGGGUACUCCAAGGAGAUGAAGAUCCGCUUCCACAUCCCCUUCGCCGUUCUGGCUACCAUCUGGUUCUUCAUGCUGCCGCUCAUGGUCAUUGUCAGCCAGGGUUACGCCUCCUACUACCGUUACAAGACCAUCAUGGGCGUGUGCUACACGCUCAACUUCCUGAUUGAACUGCUCGUUGGCGCCUGGCUGUACCUGCCCAGGGAUGGGCUCGAGCUGAUCAACGGCCGAGGCAUCUUCUUCGGCCUGCUGCCCAGCCGAUUCGAGCAGGAGCACGCCAAGCUGUUCGGCGCGCCACCCAGCGAGGGCACCUUCAGCGGCCAACAGGAACUCCAGUACCUCAACAAGAGCGCUGCCCAGGACAACGCCCGCGCCUUCUCCAGCCCCUACGACUCUCUCUGA